GUCUUCUUGAUCCCUCACCAAUCUUGACCCAUCAUGGAUCCAGGAUUCACGGACGAUAUUGCUCCGAUAGCGAUCCUCAUGGAUGAACUGCGGUCGGAGGAUGUCCAGUUGCGGCUCAACGCUAUUCACAGAAUAUCCACCAUCGCGCUCGCUCUAGGGCCUGACCGUGCUCGAGAAGAGCUCAUACCAUUCCUGCAGGACUCUUUGGAUGACGAGGAUGAGGUCCUCCUAGCACUGGCGGAGGAACUGGGAAGGAACUUCGAAGAGUAUAUCGGGGGGUCGGAGUACGCCCAUCUGCUGUUGGGCCCGCUGGAGAACUUAGCAAGCGUAGAAGAAACUCUUGUCAGAGAUAAGGCAACCGACUCCAUCACCAACGUGGCCGGAGUGAUGUCGCCAUCCCAGAUUGAACAAUACUACGUGCCUCUCGUGAAACGAUUAUCCCAAGGAGAGUGGUUUACCGCCAGAUCGUCCGCCGCGGCUUUGUUCCACCCCGUCUAUGAUAAAGUGUCGCCCACCAUCCAAGACGAUAUGCGGAAGGGCUUCACUGCCUUGGGCUCUGAUGAUACGCCCAUGGUUCGCAGGGCCGCCGCGAAACAUCUUGGGGCGUUUGCCAAGAAGUUGUCCAAGCAACAUGUCCUCACCGACGGUUUGGCAAUCUAUCGCAAACUGCAAUCGGACGAUCAGGACUCCGUCCGAUUGCUCACGGUCGAGGAUCUGAUCGCCAUCGCGCAACGACUAGCGCCCGCGGAAGUCAAAGAUCAAGUCCUGAAACAGAUCAGGCAGACAAUGACCGAUAAGAGUUGGCGCGUUCGAUACAUGGCAGCCCAGCAUUUCAACGAGUUGGCUGAGGCGGUAGGAUUGGAGCUUGUCCGAGAAGAACUCAUUGGACAUUUCGUUCAACUCCUCAAGGACAAUGAAGCGGAAGUGCGGACAGCGGCUGCUGGUCAGAUCCCAGGAUUUGCUAAACUCCUCGACAAGGAAGUUAUCCUUGCUAGGAUCGUUCCAUGCGCCCGAGAUCUGUCGACGGAUACUUCCCAGCACGUUCGCGCAGCCCUUGCCAAUCAAAUCAGUGGACUUGCACCGCUUCUCGGUCGGGAAGCGACGACUGAGCAUCUCUUGCCGCUCUUCUUGCAACUUCUCAAGGACGAGUUCCCCGAAGUCCGGUUAAACAUCAUCAGCAAACUGGAGCUCGUGAACAGCGUUAUUGGCAUUGAACUGCUCGCCGAUAGCCUGCUGCCUGCUAUCGUGGACCUUGCCGAAGACAAGGCAUGGCGUGUCCGCCAAGCUAUCAUCGAGUACAUACCUCUGCUAGCCACGCAACUUGGCAAGCCUUUCUUCGACGAGCAGCUUGGUAACCUGUGCAUGUCCUGGCUUGGUGACACCGUGUAUAGCAUUCGCGAAGCCGCCACGGUCAACCUCAAGAAGUUGACGGAUGUCUUCGGAGUCGAGUGGGCCAAAGUUGCCAUUGUGCCGAAGGUCGUCGGGAUGGCACAGCACCCUAACUAUCUCUACCGUCUGACCACGGUCCAAGCCAUCACAACCAUUGCGCCAUCCCUAAACCCUGAUAUCAUCCUCUCUGAUAUCAUCGACCCGUUAUCGCAACUUGCGGCGGACCCUAUACCCAACAUUCGAUUCAACGUUGCCAAGUGCCUGGAAGUGGUUGGAACGAGUUACGGUCCUGACGGUGCCGAACUGGCACAGACGCGAGUUAAACCGCUGCUCGAACAACAGAAAAAUGAUACGGAUGCUGACGUCCGAUAUUUCGCUGCCAGAGCGCUGCAGAAGAUCACUUCUGCGUAAUGUUGGCAGAAUGUAUCACCAAAUGUCGGAGGUGGACGGGUCAAGAUCCUCGAAGGAUUGACGUGUAAU
Messenger RNA from Punctularia strigosozonata HHB-11173 SS5, 1869 nucleotides. RefSeq names its product Ser/Thr protein phosphatase 2A regulatory subunit A. Gene Ontology annotation, cellular component: cytoplasm; protein phosphatase type 2A complex. Gene Ontology annotation, molecular function: protein binding; protein phosphatase regulator activity. Gene Ontology annotation, biological process: protein dephosphorylation. The coding region runs from base 34 to 1800 and encodes 588 amino acids. The record is from RefSeq and is a predicted model, not a curated record. The transcript is spliced from 10 exons. Lineage: Eukaryota; Fungi; Basidiomycota; Agaricomycetes; Corticiales; Punctulariaceae.